ACAAAUGCUAUAGGGGCCAUGGAUCAAUAACAUUGUGCGAACUAUUAAAUGAAUCGAUGUACAACAAAGUGAAGAUAAAUUAUUUACUUUAUCUUUGCAUGGCGAAUCUGCUCUCUCCAUCGCAUACGAAACACGAAACAAAUAAAUAAUAAAUUGUUCCAUCAGUUGGAAAGCACAUUACUCCAGUGAGCGACACAAACGCACGAGACUGAGACGCUGGACUGCCCGCUUCAUCUCCUCCCCGCUCUCUGCGCACACUUUCUCGCGGCACUGACCGGGAGGACUUUGAGAGAGAGAGAGAGAGAGAGAGAGAGAGAGAGAGAGAGAGAGAGAGAGAGAGAGACUGACAACCUACCUGCUCAAUCGGAAUACGGAAAACACAGUAGCGCGCGCGUACUACUGAGCAACAAGAUUAUAACCAGCAAGAACAAGGAAAAGGAAUUUGAAAGAGUUCCAACGGGAAUUGAUGUAAUCUAAAUAACGUCGUUAACCAAACAGAUACUGAAGGGGAAACUCAACAACCAUGUAUCUUAACAGGGAAGAGGAGAACAGCAAAGGCUCAGUGUCUCUCAGCGUAUUCCUGGUGUCUCUGGCGGUGACGGUUUGCGCCGUGUGGCUGGUGGCUCUCUGCGGCGUGUGCGGCUGGUGCCAGCGCAAACUGGGGAAGAGAAAUAAGCCCGGAGUGGAGACAGCAGGCACUCCGGACUCUGCACGCGGCCGGGGGGAGAAGAAAGCAAUCAAUGAUCUAGACAGAGACUUUUGGAAUAACAAUGACAGCAGCACAGUGCAGCAGAAAUGGAGCUCCUAUCCACCCAAGGAGUUUGUACUAAACAUUUCUCCCUAUGCCCCUUACGGAGAUCCUCGCCUUACACUCAAUGAGGGGAAGAUGGUGGUCCUCUCUCUGGCAAUCGGGCUGGCAGAGCAGGACGACUUCGCCAACAUCCCCGACCUGCAGGAGGUGCCAGCCAGCCACGAAAACCCGCCAGACAAGAGGGCCGGGGGCAACAAGCCGGGCAACAGCCCCAAGGGCCACCCCCCCGAAGAGGGCGACCGGCGGAACGACGGCCACUCCUCCGUCUCCGACCUGGCCAACUCCCUCACCAGCGAGAUGCUGAUGUUGUCUCCAGGCUCGGAGGAGGACGACCACGAAGGCCACGUGUGCGAGAAGCUGGGGCGCAUCCAGUUCAGCGUGGGCUACAACUUCCAGGAGUCCACCCUCACCGUCAAGAUCCUGAAGGGCCAGGACCUGCCCGCCAAGGACUUCUCGGGAACCUCCGACCCCUUCGUCAAGAUCUACCUGCUGCCCGACAAGAAGCACAAGCUGGAGACCAAGGUCAAGCGGAAGAACCUCAACCCCCACUGGAACGAGACCUUCCUCUUCGAAGGGUUCCCGUACGAGAAGGUGGUCCAGCGGACGCUCUACCUGCAGGUGCUGGACUACGACCGCUUCAGCCGCAACGACCCCAUCGGGGAGGUCUCCAUCCCCCUCAACAAGGUGGACCUGGCGCACAUGCAGACCUUCUGGAAGGAGCUCAAACCAUGCAGCGAUGGCAGCGGGAGUCGAGGAGACCUGCUCGUGUCCCUGUGCUACAACCCCACGGCCAACACCAUCACUGUGAGCAUCAUCAAAGCGCGGAACCUCAAAGCCAUGGACAUCGGGGGCACCUCAGACCCCUAUGUGAAGGUGUGGCUGAUGCACAAGGACAAGCGUGUGGAGAAGAAGAAGACGGUGACGAUGAAGCGAUGCCUGAACCCUGUCUUUAACGAGUCCUUCCCCUUCGACGUCCCCGCCCACGUGCUGAGAGAGACUACGAUCAUCAUCACUGUCAUGGACAAGGACAGGCUGAGUCGCAAUGAUGUCAUCGGCAAGAUCUACCUAUCAUGGAAAAGUGGCCCUGCGGAAGUAAAGCACUGGAAGGACAUGAUUGGGCGCCCGCGCACUGCAGUCGCCCAAUGGCACGCCCUCAAGGCCUGAUUGCCCCGCCCACCGCCCCCUUCCCCUACGUUUAAGGCCACUUCCCCCUCCCUCCCUCCCUCCCAAAAAAAACCUGUCCUUAUGCACAAGACUGACUCGCUGCCAGGCUGCGAAACACGGGUACAAUUAGCCAUCCAUAGGACUCUUUUAAGCCCCAUUGGUCCUCUUCUGUUUUUCUCACUGCGUCCCUCUCUCUUUUCCCGCUCUCUUCCCUGUCUCUGUCUGUUUGUCGAUUCUCCCUCCCGCCAAUAGUCCCCCUGUUUCUGACUGUCUGUCUGUCUGUCUGUCUGCCCUUCUGCGCUUGUACCCGCCCUUUGUUCUGGCCCCUCCCUUCUGUGACGUUCUUGGAGUACAUUGUGGGCGGAGCCAAUUAAUCCUUUACAAGUCUAAAAUUGGACCUGGAGUAAAUGGCAUAGUCACGUUAAAGCUAACUGACCAAUCCAAUCUGACAUCUUUGUUAAGUUGUGGCCCCUCCAGGAAGAGGCUCUGUCUCUUGCUAUAUUCAUGGAUCCGCGGGUCCGCCUCUCAUUUCCAAAU
Anguilla rostrata (American eel) is the source of this 2512-nucleotide messenger RNA. Its product is annotated as synaptotagmin-7-like. The record is from RefSeq and is a predicted model, not a curated record. NCBI's taxonomy places the organism in Eukaryota, Metazoa, Chordata, Actinopteri, Anguilliformes, Anguillidae. Bases 524 to 1975 code for a protein of 483 amino acids. Gene Ontology annotation, biological process: regulation of calcium ion-dependent exocytosis; cellular response to calcium ion; regulation of dopamine secretion. Gene Ontology annotation, molecular function: calcium-dependent phospholipid binding; clathrin binding; phosphatidylserine binding. The transcript is spliced from 11 exons. Gene Ontology annotation, cellular component: plasma membrane; synaptic vesicle.